CGUAGCUUCCCUACCUGCGUGACUGCCUACACGCAAAUUAUUCCCACCCCGUAACCACUUGGCACCUUCCAAGUAUGAAAUAAUACAUACAUAGGUAGUCCGUUCGUCAUAACCCGUAGCAGGUAGUCUCAUAGUAGGAAAUCGAGAUUCCCUUCAUGUACCACAAGCGGCCGGAAGCUUGUCUGAAGCCCGUCACGUGUGGCAGCUAACCUGCCCGCUCAUCCGGGGUCAUGUUCCGCAACGGAGCAGCGAGGCUCGCCCGCCAAGCGCGGCAUGGCGGCAUCGCUAUCGAGUCUCGCGCCUUCGCCCGGCGCAUCGGCCAAUCCCGGUCCGCCUCCUUCGAGCCCCUGCGUCCGCCCUCCCCCGCCUCCCUCGGCAAGCCGAAAGCUGCCCGCGAGUUCAAGCGUACACGAAGAUGGGGCCGUCGUCUGCUUGUCGUCUCGCUGGUUACGGGUGUUGCCUACGAGAUCGAUAACUAUGCCUUCGCGAAGGGGGUCGGUCGAUCCCUACUUACUUUCGGCACGGGCCUGCUCGUCGCCCUCGACUAUAAGAUCAAUUUCCGCGCUGAGCCUAUCUUUGGGGGCUCUAUCGAGGACUUGCACCGCCGGAGCGCAGAACGGUUAUUCGAGCUUCUGAGGUCGAACGGCGGGUUGUAUCUUAAGAUCGGUCAGGCUAUUGCGAUGCAGAGCGCGGUCCUGCCGCCGGAGUUUCAGAAGAUGUUUGCGAGGAUGUUUGACGAUGCGCCGCAGGACGAGUGGAAAGAAGUUGAAAAGGUUAUUCGUAAGGACUUUGGGGGGAAGAGUGUGGAGGAGGUGUUUGGGGUUAGUUUUACGGGCGAGGAGGGGAAGGGGUUGAUGGAACGGAGGGCGAGGGCUAGUGCGAGUGUUGCGCAGGUUCACUGGGCGAGGCUGCCUGAUGGGAGGGAGGUCGCGGUUAAGUUGCAGAAGCCAGAGAUCGCGAAACAGGUCGGUUGGGAUCUGUGGGCUUUCAAAGUCGUAAUGCGGAUUUACACAUGGUGGUUCGAUCUCCCGUUAUACAGCUUGGUACCUUUUAUCACGGAACGGCUGUUACUGGAAACGGAUUUCGAAGCUGAGGCUAAGAAUUCGGAGAUGAUGCGGCAACUCGUUAACUCGGAGCCUAGCCUUAAGGGCAGAGUAUAUAUCCCACAAGUCUACCCGGAGUUCACGACGAGACGAGUCCUAGUCACAGAAUGGAUCGAAGGUGUUAGGCUCUGGGAUAAGAAGGCAACGGGUGGUCGUUGGCUGGGAGGGUCUGGGUCUGCUGGUGUUCACGGCGCUCAGUUACAGUUUAACCAGUCUGAUUGGGAGGCAGCACGACGAGAGCUGCGAGAGAAUCCCUUUAAAGAAAAGUUGAAGCCUGAUCGAGAUACCUGGAAAGGACGAAAUGGAAAAGGCGGGUUGGGGUUGUCUAGUAAGGAGGUCAUGACCACGAUGGUAGAUCUCUUUUCUGCUCAGAUAUUCAAAUGGGGUGUCGUCCACUGUGAUCCCCACCCAGGCAAUAUUUUCAUAAGACGUUUACCGUCAGGAAAAGCUGAAUUAGUCCUCAUCGAUCACGGACUCUACGUUUAUAUGUCACCUAAGUUUAAGCACCAAUAUGCUCUAUUCUGGAAGUCGCUCAUGACGUUUGACAACGAGACGAUUGCCGAAAUCACGAAGGACUGGGGCGUCAACGCGCCCGAUUUAUUUGCAAGCGCAACGCUCAUGCGCCCUUAUGAGGGAGGUGAUCAAAGCACGAGAGGCCAUAUCAUGAAAGAACUCAAGGGUAAAACGCCUUCUGAGCGACAUUAUGAAGCCCAACAGCGAAUGAAGCAGGGCAUUCGCGAGAUACUGUCGGACGAGGAGAAAUGGCCCAAGGAGCUCAUCUUUAUCGGUCGCAACAUGCGUAUCGUGCAGGGUAAUAACCAAUUCAUGGGAUCUCCCGUUAAUCGUGUUAAAAUGAUGGGCAAUUGGGCAAGUAGGAGCUUGUUCCAAGACCCGAAUCUUCCGUGGCGGGAACGCAUGACCAAUAUGUGGCAACAUCUCCUCUUCAAGACAGUACUGUUCGCUACCGAUGUGGCGUUCUACACAUUUAAAUUUAGACAGUGGCUUGGAUGGGGAGGCGGGAUGGAGGAUGAAGUCGAGGCUCGCAUGAGAGACAUGGCGAAAGACUUUGGCGUCGAGUUACAACAUGAGGUUUUCGAGGGCUGAGUCCUAGAUUUAGAAGACAUGACAUCUCUGCUAACUAAAUACCACGUAGAAUCAUAAAACCAUAGACGGAUUGGGGGCUGAUGACUGCAUAUAAAGCAUACGGCCGGUUUGUACUAUAGUGUAGAGUACUACGAAAUCCCUUAAGGGAUUAUAUGUUCACCUCAUAAAUUGUACAGGC
Messenger RNA from Annulohypoxylon maeteangense, 2385 nucleotides. RefSeq names its product ABC1-domain-containing protein. The record is from RefSeq and is a predicted model, not a curated record. Bases 231 to 2207 code for a protein of 658 amino acids. NCBI's taxonomy places the organism in Eukaryota, Fungi, Ascomycota, Sordariomycetes, Xylariales, Hypoxylaceae. The transcript has 4 exons.